ACGCUUGGCUGCCUGCCCCGCCCUGGUCGCCUUGGGAGGGACUCUCCACCGACUCUGCUCUGCUCUGCAAAGCCAUCGCCAUCGCAUCUGUUAUUUGCAAAGCCAUCGCCAUCGCAUCUGUUUUGCAAAAAAAGGCCUUCGCAAUGGCAUCGCUCUCCCGGCCUUCCUCCCGGCCUUCGUCCCAAGUCCUUCCCACCGCCAGGCCGGCAUCGGCAUCGCCUCGGGCUCGAAACUCUGGCUUGGACUCCUCGCCGGAUGCUGGCUCCGGUAACACCUCUGCAUCAACCAGCAAUCUCUCUCCUUCCACCUCUCGGGGCACUCGCUAUUCUUCUCCCUCGCUUCCUUCGCUUCCUUCGCUUCCUUCGUUUCCUUCGCUUCCUUCGCUGCCAUCCGUGGCUUCACAGGACCCCCUCGUAUCCGUAUUGUUGACCCACUCCUCGUCUCAAACAACUGUCUCCCUCUCGCUUCCGCCGCGCACAUCGCCGUCCGCCUCCGCACAUCCCACCUUAUCCACCGGCCGCCCAACCAUCCCAGUCCCGAGUGGCGGUAUCGACGGUCAGCCAAGCUCCGGACAGGCUCUUCCAUCGGCAGCGCCAUUCCUCCCAACCGGGUUCCCGACAUCAUCCGCAAGCAGCCCAAUCCCCACGCCAACGCCGACAAUAAACUCGAUCCGGAGCGAUUCGCGCUUGUCUCAGGUGUCAAGUCCGAGCCCACGCUCAUCUCUGGUGGUUGCCAGCAGCCCGGAAGCAACGACAGCAAAUGGUGCUGUGACUUCAUCGGCGCCUGCAAUCGCCUCCAAUGUAUCUCCGGGCGAUACUCCUGACGGACGCACAAGCAAUUCAGUGUCCCCACAAGCACCGUCUCCGACCACCACCACCACCACCAUCACCACCACUACCACGACCACUACCACUACCACUAUCACCACCACAGCAACAACUACCACACUUGCAGCACCUGUUUCAACGACAACCACUGCUGCCGCUACCUCAAUCCAACCCACCUCGGCUACCAGAGCCACGACCGCCGCUGCUUCGUCGGCGGUUACAACUCGCCAAUCGCCUCCGUCCACCGCCACAGCUGCACCACCCACAGAUCCGACCUCACAGCUUCCAACUUCACAGAUCCCAACCUCACAGCUUCCAACUUCACAGCUCCCGACGGCACCCCCACCAGCGUCCCCACCACCACCACCACCACCCGCGAUCACGACUGAUCCCCAAGUCAUCACCACACGACUCCCCCCAGCCCCUGAGACAGACAUCGUUCUCGUACCUUCCGAUACUUCACAGCAAUCAGACGAUCUUACCUCACCGACAUCCAAUGAAUCGUCCGCAGCCAACGUUUUGACAUCAACCCUUGCCAGCACAACGGCCCCCACGACCACUAUUGGCACUGCUGUGACGUCGCCUAUCUCGCUCAGGCCCUCGGACUCGAUAUCGACCCUGUCCACUCGAUCGGCAACGUCGUCUCCUACCGGCAGCGGCUCUGUCAGUGUCAUCGGCGCAUCGCAGUCCGGAACAGGUCUACCCGUCAACGCCAUCAUCACCGGAGUCUUUGUCACAGCAACUGCCAUCGUGCUGGCGGUUGCCGUUUGCGUGCUUGGUCGGCGAUGGUACAAGAAGCGCCAGUUCCAGCUCAGGCAGAGUCGCUUCCACGACGUCGAAGGAAGACCGGGUGGGGCACGCUCUGUGCUCGGAGCACGGCUGUCGUUCUCGAGUGAUCGGCAGUCCGAUGCCGACUCAACGCUGAAUCGCAUCCGCAAUAGUGCCCAUAGUCGUGCAUCGAAUGCGCCGCUGCUGUCGGACCUGGCAGCCCAGAGGCAGCCGGCCAUGCCCGCAACCAACUUUUACUCGAGACUCCCAAUCCUGGGCCCGUUCUUUGGAACCAAAGCCACACACCCUUCACACAGUGGCGACGACGAGCAGUCGCAGUCGACUCUGGGUGGCCUGCUCGACCUUUAUUCGAGGUCGGCUCGGCGAGAGAGUCCCCAGCCCGACAGCGCACGCCUUCAGUCCGACUCCAGUCGCCAGCGGGCCGGCAGUCCGCUCCAAUUCCAAGCCCAGAGCGACAAAGACGAUGGAUACAUGAGCCAGCCAGGCGCCGACCGAGUGACAGGGUAUACUUACCGGCCAAAUGACUACAGCAACGGCGGUGGCGCCGGCGACUAUUCCAAGUACGACGACGAUUAUCGCCAACAGUACAGGUAUCCGACGGCCAACCCAAGUGUCUACUACCCAAGCCGAGACAGCGUCUCAUCAGUCGAGCAGCAGGCCUUUGUUGUAUCCUCCGUCACCGGAUCCAGGGAUGCCGACCAGCCUGCCGCCACCGCCGCCAGCCCUCAACAGGAGCCCGAGGCUCCCGCCUCGCCAGGUGCGUGGGCAGUGCCCAAUCUCGUGGGAACCAUGACGGGCGCCUUCGAGGCCGUGGCCAACUGGACGCUUCGUCGCCAGCUCUUCCACAAGACCAUCCAAAACAAGAUCCAUAGCCACGGACGCCGAGACAGCCUUGCAAACCUCCAGCGGCUUGACUCUGGAGACAUUGCCUUUGGCUCGGCGUCGGGCAUGCGGGCCGACUCGUUCAAACCCGCAGACAUGGUGGUCCAGCCCAGCGACCACCAAGAAUACCGCGUUGUCGACCACCUGGUUUCGGUGCCGCCCAUUGCCCAGGCGAUGACCCUGGGCGAUGUUCUGCGAAGUGCAACAUCGUCGACGACAUACUCGGAUGAGGACAGCCAAGACAGCGGAUCUCGGCUUCGGGCCAGCAUGGUGCCGUCAUCGGUCGGAUCGCGCGCAACGACGGCAGCCAAGCCCAUGAACUACCGGCAGUUUGCCGCUCGCCACAGCACCAUCUCGAGUAAUUCUUCGGAUCGCUCGAGCUUGCUGUCAGCGGAGGGCGAGUCCGAUCGGCAUCUCUCCCUGUAUACUGUCGACAACCGGCACUCGCGCUGAUUCGACCGACGGAUGGGUCCCCGAUCCGGGCCACCAGAGGCCCACGACGCUGCCAUUUCCGCCUGAAUUCCCACCCCACCCCUUGCUUUGCACUCCUCGCAGUCUGGCCUCUGGCCACCAGUCUCGCCGUCCUUGCAUCCGGUACUCCUCUCUCGAAGCGUACAUCCUGCAGCCCGGGCCUAACUGCCCAUGCUGCCUGCCAGUCCAAUCCUGCUGUCCUUGACUCGACUUGUCUGUGCAUCGCCAUGUUGCACUGUAAUUACAGGCGCUCUUCGCCAAUACAUUAUGAUUUCCUCUCUCGCAA
Messenger RNA from Polychytrium aggregatum, 3255 nucleotides. RefSeq lists its product as uncharacterized. The transcript is spliced from 2 exons. The record is from RefSeq and is a predicted model, not a curated record. Lineage: Eukaryota; Fungi; Chytridiomycota; Chytridiomycetes; Polychytriales. The coding region runs from base 144 to 2951 and encodes 935 amino acids.